AGGUCGGGGCAUUUAUUAAAAACAUGUUGCUAUGUUACAUGAUACAUGAUAUUCAUGUGUUAAGAGAGUAAGAGCAGUAAUAUGUACAGCUUUGUUAAAAAUAAAAACAGGAUGAUGACAUUAGUACAUAUGCGAGUCUAGGUCAGAUGUGAAGCACUGAAGGUUCACACUGUCCUUGAUGUUAUAAGGCAAGGCGUUCCAGUAUCUGAUCGUGCGGGGGAAAAAGGAGUUCAGUUAUAAAGUAGUUAUAUUUAUAUUAAAGCAGUAUUUUCCAUGUUUUCCAUGUAAAAGUUGUGUAAAGUUUCAAAAAAAGAGGACCCUAAAACUAAACACAUUAGCUAAGAAACCCACAUUUUCAAAGGCGAUUUGGUGUUGUGUAGAUCUACUUGCAACGAAAACGUAUUAUAAAAAUAAAAAAAAAAGAUAAAAUUAGUUUAUCAGAGACAAAUAAAAAAAUAGUGUCAAUACCAGUGCUGCUUUCGGGAAUCGAACCCGGACCCAGAAGGGGAAAUUUUUGCGUACCUUUGAUGACGUCUACAAUGCGGAAUACCGGAAGUUGUGUAUCAAUUACCGUGUCGUAGUUUUUCUUUUUAUUCGUUUUUCUAAUAUUGAUGCAAGAAACGGCGUUCAGGUGGAAGUAAUCUCCUACUUCAUAGCUUAGAAACUUCAAAUUACCAGCAACUACUGAGAUAUAGCAGAAAUGGAUAAUGAUGAGAGAAGAAAGAUGAAGGAACUGUUGAAGGAAAAAGGGAAGGAAGAUGAACCUUUACAGUGGAUGUACAAGCAAAAUAAACCUGACACAGAGGACUAUCUUCUGGGAAAGAGACUGGACAAGUUUGAGGAGAAAGAAGAGACAAAAGAAGACAGCUAUGGAGCAUUGUUCAGUGAGAGAAUUCAGCACAACAUUGAGAAGGAUGCCCAGUCAAAAAUGAGAGAGGACCCACUGUUUGCAAUCAGGCACAAAGAAGAAGAGGCAAAAAGACGUUUAUUGGACAAUCCGGUGAAAAUGAAAAGACUACAGCAAGCAAUUGAAAGACAGAAGGAGGGAAAGAAGAAAAAGUCAAAGAAGAAGAAACACAAAGCUAGAGACUCAGACAGUGAUAGUGAUGAUGAUUUAAUGUCAGCAUAUCUUAAUAUUUUAAACUCUAAACAUAAAGGUGGUAAAUCAGUUGACAAGGGAGGUAAGUCUAAGGACAGGAAAAGACAAAGGGAGCUAAGUGCAGAUGAAGGUGGUCGUAGCCAUAAUAACAAUAAAUCAAGGGAAGAAACCUAUCGGCAUGAAAGAGAUAGAGAAGAUUCAAGAGAAAAUGAGAGGAGAAGAGGAAAAUACGAUGAUAGGGACAGUGUUGAUAAUGAUAAUAGAUACAGUGAUAGAAAUAGAUAUGGUGAUAGAUAUGAAUCAGGGAGAAAAUCACAUAGAGAAACUGAAAGUAGAGACUGGAGAUCUGAACAAGGUAGAGGUGAAAGAAAUAGAGUUAGAGCACAUUAUAAUGAACAACAUGAUUCAGAUAGGAAACACAGAGGCGAUAAGUAUUACAGGGAUGAUGGUAGGUCCUCUAGAAGAGAUAGUGAUAGGGAAGAUAGAAGUGGGUAUAGUGACAGAUAUAAUGAUAGAGACCGAUAUAAUGAUAGAGUCGAAUUGGAAAGAAUAUCACAUAGAGAUGAUAGGAAUGAGGACAGAUAUUCUCGGUCCGAGAGAGAUCGAAAUGAAAGGGAUGGUUACUAUGACAGGGAUAGACACAAAAAUAACAGCAGAUCUAAAUAUGAUGAAAAACAGAACCAAAGAAAUAGAGCAGCUUCAUCUGAUUCUGAUUCUGAAACAGAGAAAAGAUAUAAAAGUAGUAAAAAGGCAGCUAGUUCUAGACAUUAUAGUGAUAAAGGAGUGAAAUCUAGACAGGAGAAAUAUUUAAGUUCUGAUUCUGGCUCUGAGUCAGAUAGUAAAUCUGAUGACAAUAAGACAGAAAAAAAGUCUGUAAGAGGUGCUAGAAAAUAUGUGAGACAUCGGUCAUCAUCGUCGUCAUCAUCAGAAUCUGAAAAAAAGAAGUGUGUUGUUAAAGGUCAAAAGAAACAUGAUAAUGUGGUAAAAAGAAUACGACAGAACUCAUCAUCAUCAUCAUCAUCAUCUUGUAGAAAAAAUGUGAGAUCUCAACCGUCGGAGAAUAAAAAUGGCAGACAGAAUUCGCCAGCUGUAAAUAGGAAGCAAUCUGAUUCCUCUUCAAGUUCUGAUUCUCAGGAAGAAACCAAGAUUCCCAGGAAAAAGAUGAUGGAUUCGGGGAGUGAUUCCGAGAGAAAAGAAAAGCCUAAAAACUAUGGACUUGUAAUCCUGAAUCCUGACAUGGUACAAAGUCAAAAGUCACAGAAUGCAAGAAUGAAAUAUAGAUCAAGUUCAAGUUCUGAAUCACCACCAAGAAAAGCUAAACAGAGAAAAAAAUCAAGAAGCAGGACACCACCAAGACAGCCAAAGAAAAAACUGACAGAGGAAGAUAAGAAGAAAAGACUUGCAGAGAUGAUGGAGAAUGCUAAAUGGAGAGAAGAACAAAGAACCAGUAAUGUAAAACGUUAUGCCAAGGAAGAACAGAUGGAAAAGGAUAAUCAACAGAAAAAUUAUGAAACUACAGGCAGCUCAGAAUUUGUUAAUCCUAUGAUGUCCCUUCAUGCUGAGCACAGUUCUGUAGAGGAUCGUAUCAAACGGAAUAAACACAAUAUAUUACGUACAGCAGCAGAUAUGGACAGAGGAUUUAGCAAGAAAUAAUGAAAUAGAUACUACAGCAACCGAUAUGGUGUAAUGGGCACAUGAAGAAAAAAAAAGAUUUUUUUUUCAAGUAGAAGCAAUUACAGUGAACUUCAUUUUGAACAAAAACUUGCUAAACGUUAUGGCAUGUGCUUCCUGUAAUCAAGUGAUCAAAUGUAGCAGAUAAAAUGGACACUCGGUGUUAAGAAAAACUAAAGUAUUUAUUACAGACUGAGAGAUGUGUCAAUAAAAAUACCAAUUUUUCUCACUGAGCCACAUUUAGACAGAGAGUAGAUAUAAGCAAAUUUACGUUGUAAAGUGCAGCAUACAUGUAUCUCUAAGGGGGUUUGGAAAAAAAGAAUUAGACAAUAUUAAACAUAACUGAAAUAAAAAAAAAAAUCACUUUCAUACAUCAUUGAUUAGAUCAGUAGGGAAAGUACAGAUCUACGUAUUCCGGGGUCAUACAUUUGUAAGUUUGAUCCCCAAGUAAGGCGUUCUUCGUGACAAAAUCAUGAAAGAUUCUGAAAUUAUUCGUCAUCCCCUUUUAACUUAUGUGGGGAUGUUUGUGGGUAAUUACUGAGAACAGUAUUGUACUGGAGCAGAAUCCAGGAACACUGGUUAGUUUAACUGCCUAUCGUUACAUAACUGAAAGUUAUACCCAAAACACAACAAACCGAUAUGACUGACCAAUGAAACAGGUUACUUUCGCUUACAAAUUGACCCUCUCAAUAUUUGUUUAGCAGAUCUGUGUUACAGCCUGAAUGUUGAAGGAUUUUUAGCUCACUUGUCACAAAGUGACAAGGUGAGCUUUUGUGAUCGCGCAGCGUCCGUCCGUCCGUGCGUGCGUCCGUGCGUAAACUUUUGCUUGUAGAGGUCACAUUUUUCAUGGGGUCUUCAUGAAAAUUGGUCAGAAUGUUCAACUUGAUGAUAUCUAGGUCAAGUUUGAAACUGGGUCACGUACGGUCAAAAACUAGGUCAGUAGAUCUAAAAAUAGAAAAACCUUGUGACCUCUCUAGAGGCCAUAUAUUUCACAAGAUCUUCAUGAAAAUUGGUCAGAAUGUUCACCUUGAUGAUAUCUAGGUCAAGUUCUAAACUGGGUUACGUGCCUUCAAAAACUAGGUCAGUAGGUCAAAUAAUAGUAAAACCUUGUGACCUUUCUAGAGGCCAUAUUUUUCAUGGGAUCUGUAUGAAAGUUGGUCUGAAUGUUAAUCUUGAUGAUAUCUCGGUCAGAUUCGAAACUGGGUCACGUGCGGUCAAAAACUAGGUCAGUAGGUCUAAAAAUAGAAAAACCUUGUGACCUCUCUAGAGGCCAUACUUGUGAAUGGAUCUUCAUAAAAAUUGGUCAGAAUGUUCAUCUUAAUGAUAUCUAGGUCAAGUUCGAAAGUGGUUCACGUGCCUCAAAAAGUAGGUCAGUAGGUCAAAUAAAGAAAAAACCUUGUGACCUCUCUAGAGGCCAUAUUUUUCAUGGGAUCUGUAUGAAAGCUGGUCUGAAUGUUUAUCUUGAUGAUAUAUAGGUCGUGUUUGAAACUGGGUCAACUCCGAUCAAAAACUAGGUCAGUAGGUCUUAAAAUAGAAAUAACUUGUGACCUCUCUAGAGGCCAUACCCUUGAAUGGAUCUUCAUGAAAAUUGGUCAGAAUUUUCAUCUUGAUGAUAUCGAGGUCAAGUUUGAAACUGGGUCACGUGCCUUUAAAAACUAGGUCAGUAGGUCAAAUAAUAAAAAAACCUUGUGACCUCUCUAGAGGCCAUACUUUUCAUUGGAUCUGUAUGGAAGUUGGUCUGAAUGUUCAUCUUGAUGAUAUCUAGGUCGAGUUUGAAAAUGGGUCAACUGCGG
Molecule: messenger RNA, 4563 nt
Organism: Mercenaria mercenaria
Lineage: Eukaryota; Metazoa; Mollusca; Bivalvia; Venerida; Veneridae
Product: pre-mRNA-splicing factor CWC25 homolog
Exons: 9
Coding region: 701-2752 (683 amino acids)
Biological process (GO): mRNA splicing, via spliceosome
Cellular component (GO): U2-type spliceosomal complex
Source: RefSeq, a predicted model, not a curated record